Monopterus albus (swamp eel) is the source of this 1611-nucleotide messenger RNA. It is a transcript of the gene nipal3, whose product is annotated as NIPA like domain containing 3. The record is from RefSeq and is a predicted model, not a curated record. Lineage: Eukaryota; Metazoa; Chordata; Actinopteri; Synbranchiformes; Synbranchidae. Gene Ontology annotation, biological process: magnesium ion transport. The coding region runs from base 201 to 1352 and encodes 383 amino acids. The transcript has 11 exons. Gene Ontology annotation, cellular component: membrane. Gene Ontology annotation, molecular function: magnesium ion transmembrane transporter activity.
CCAAACAGAAGUGAAGUCAAUAAGGAAAUGAGAGAUUCGAAUAUUUCCUGUUGUAAAUAUAGCGUCUUCCACAGCACUGAUCCAGAUAGAACCAAAAUAUGAGCUUUAAAUACAUAAUGUCAAAGUGACAUUAUGAAAUAUGUUAUUUGACUGUCUGGCUGCUGCCAAUAAUCAAUAAAUUGCCUCCGAAAGCGAACAGGAUGGAUAUCAGCAAAGCCAUCGGAGUCUCCUACACGGACAAUCUCAUUGGGACUGUAUUUGCCAUUUCUGGAAAUGUAAUCGUCAGCAUCUCCUUAACUAUUCAGAAAUACAGCCAUGUGAAGUUAGCGGGAACAAACGACCCACGUGCCUUCUACCAUUCCAAGACCUGGUGGUGUGGUUUUUUACUGGCAUGUCUUGGGGAGGCAGCAAACUUUGUCUCUUAUGCUUUUGCCCCUCUUGCUCUCAUAGCACCUCUUAAUGCUGUGUCUGUCUUGACAAGCUUAAUUUUGGGUUUUAUUUUUCUGCGUGUGAAAUCUAAACCAAAGGACUUUGCAAAGCGCUAUGUGCUGUCCUUUCUGGGCUGUAUCCUGACCAUAGCAGGAACAUACCUCUUCGUAACAUUUGGACCAAACUCUCAUGAGAAACUCUCAGGAGAGAACAUUGUGAAGCACAUUGUGGGGUGGCCUGUUCUCUUGUAUCUGCUCCUGGAGAUCAUCACGUUCUGCCUGCUGUUAUACUUCUACAAACAGCGCGGCGCUAACUACCUUGUUAUUAUUCUGCUGUUGGUCGCUCUGCUGGGCUCUGUCACAGUCAUUACAGUGAAGGCAGUGUCAAGCAUGUUGGUUCUCACUGCUGAGGGCGACAUGCAGCUUGACAACCCAAUCUUCAGUGUCAUGUUUGUGUGCAUGGUGGCUUCAGUGAUCUUCCAAGCCAGAUUUCUCUCUCAAGCCUGUCAGCUGUAUGACUCCUCUCUUAUUGCCAGUGUCAACUACAUCCUCUCCACCACCUUUGCUGUGGUAGCUGGAGCUGUGUUUUACCUGGAGUUUAACAAUGAAAAUUCCCUUCACAUCGGCAUGUUUGCGUUGGGAUCACUCUCCUGUUUCCCGGGGGUCUUUCUUAUCACCAAACACAGGAAAAGGAACAAGGCCUUUGAACCAUAUGUCACCAUGGAUAUGACUAAUGGUGUCCCAACAAUUCAUGACAAGGGUGAAAUGGUUCAGCCAAGCACCAAUGGUUCCUUCUCCUAUGGGACUCUGGCCAACAAUGAUGGAGUGGCUCCUGCAACUCUGCCGGUCAACCUUGAACAACUACCAGUCAGCUCCAGAUACUCUGAUGCAUCUUGUGGCCCGCCUGGCCUGAAGGAAGAUUAGAAUCAAAGGUUUCUUUUCUUUUUAUUUCCCCUUCUACUCUGUCCAACUGUAACUUUCAAGGACCUUAAAAGGCCAAGCUUUGCAUAUUCAAAUUUUUUCACCUAAACACAGGACUGACCUCCAGCCCAGUAGGGGUGCUCACUGCUUGUAGGUGUUCUCCUACUGCUUUGCAGUCUUUUUCACAUCAUUUUGUUUUUGAAAUCUCCUAACCAAAACCUUAAGAACCUCUCUUUAAAAAAAAAAAAAAAAAAAAAAAAAA